Paraglomus brasilianum is the source of this 148-nucleotide messenger RNA. Lineage: Eukaryota; Fungi; Glomeromycota; Glomeromycetes; Paraglomerales; Paraglomeraceae. The record is from the annotation of a GenBank genome assembly.
GGGUGUACGAAUUUGCCGUACACCCGGGGUGUACGUUAAGGAGGCCCUUUCAAAAAUCUCUCGUGCCAUUGUGUACUAUGCAAAGCGGCUUUCGCCGGAAGCCCGCUUUGGCACGCGUUCUCCUCUUGUGGUCGGAUGCCCAUUUUGA